Messenger RNA from Microthlaspi erraticum, 2265 nucleotides. The record is from the annotation of a GenBank genome assembly. Lineage: Eukaryota; Viridiplantae; Streptophyta; Magnoliopsida; Brassicales; Brassicaceae.
AUGAUGGACUCGAAUCUUUUAUUUGAUCAGACGGUCAUAAUCGGGUUCGCGCCGGUGCUAACAUACGCAGCCUGCGAAUGGUUCCUCAUCUUCCUCAUGUUCAUCGAUGCUCUUCUCUCCUACCUCCUCGUCUGGUUCGCUCGCUACUGCAGACUGCAGAUGCCAUGUUUCCUCUGUUCCAAGCUUCUUCAUCCUCUGCACUGGAGAUUCUUGAUCUGCAGAAACCACAGAUCAGAGGUCUCCUCGUUCAUGUCAUGUCAGAACCACGACAACAACCUCGCUGACUGCCGUGGCAUGUGCGAUGACUGUCUCUUGUCCUUCACCAAGAUGACCGGUCCGAAUCCAGACAUGAACAGACUGCUUCUAGGGAAGCUAGGCUACGAUCUUCUCUCUAAAAGCCAUUUCGCUCACCCUAGAUCCUGUUCUUGUUGCAACAAGCCGUGGAGGACAAGGCACCACACACAGAGACUGAUUCGGUUAGGCUCUCGCGGUAAACCAAACAUUCCUGCUCCGAGGAAUCUUUCACGAAGAGGAAGCGCUGGGAGUUUGAAGAAGAUGAGAGAUCAACACCAAAAGGCAACGAGCGGUGCUGAGAAUGUAGACGUUGGAAGCCGCAGCGACGGUAUGGCUCAUGUGGGUUACACGGAGCUGAAGAUCUACUCUGAUACUGAGUCGGAGUUCUUGUUUUCAGACGAUGAAGCUUUUCUUCACAUGACAGCAGACUUCAAUGCUGAGCCGUCUGAGAAACGUGUUCACAAGUCUCGGUCUCGUCGGGGAUCGUUUGAUGGCGGCAAGAAGAAGAUGUCGAUUCAUAAACGGAAUGGUUCGAGAGACAGCCAGAACAAGAACGUUCAUGUGGAAGAUUAUGGAAACUUCGUUGGAUCUUCUUCCAUGUCAGAGCGUAAUCUUGUAGAUGAGAGCAAGAAGAAGAAGAAGAAGCCUGUGAAGGUAGAGGAGCAUGAGGAGGUUCUCUCAGAGCUUAUAACUAUGAGUGAAGCUCGUCCGUUCCCAUAUGGUUUACCUCGAGAGGACGAUGUAGGAGUAGCAGAACAAAAUCAAAAUGAAGUUGAGGUUAGUGGAAACUCAUCUCCUGCUGGCGGAGAGUUCUUGAGCUCUUCUGGAGAAAACGGUUCCUCUCGGGAAAUCUUUCAAGCGAACGAUGAUGAUUCUGCUGAAAACGUCUCUGAUUCAGAUGUGAAGAUAGAGGCAUCUGAGGAGGAAGGUAUGGAGCAAAAAGUGUCUGACGACGUAGAUGGCUUUGGUUCUGUUGCAGAUGGAUCUUCUAGUGAUGAAGAGAAUGAAGUUGAAGGAGACUCCAAGCCUUUGACGCCGAGUAAUAUGUCAGAUUCUCUGGAACAGGAAGAGUCAAGUGAGGAAGAAAGCAAGGUUGUUGAAAACAAUGCUGCAGAAGAAUACUUCAGUAAUGCAGAAGAAGAUGAUCAGGUCAAUGGAAAUUCCAAAAAUGAGCCAGAAGAACAAUCCAGUGAGGAAGAAGAUGGAAGUAAUAGCUAUUCGGUUGCAAAAUCCCAUUCCAGUCAUGAAGAAGAGGAUUUGAAUGAUGGAGACUCUGAACCUUUGACAUCAACCAACGUGGCUAGUUCUGCUACAGAAGAACACUCUGGUAAAGAAGAGCAUGGAGAGAGUGAGCCUCUGACGUCACCAAAAGCCCCCAACGAAGAAGCUUCAUUAGAACACAGUGAUAAAGAUUCCUCAAAGGCAACAGAGAGUCAUAACACUUCAAGAGGAUCACCGGAGCUAAAGCACUCUGCUUCUGUGGAAUCUUUCGUAAGCAUUAGCAGCGACGUGGAAGGUGAAAAUCUUGUUGAUGUGUUGAAGCAACAGCUAGAGCAUGACAGGAAACGCCUAAAAGAUUUGAGUAGAGAGUUAGAGGAAGAAAGAAACGCCUCAACUAUCGCUGCAAAUCAAGCGAUGGCGAUGAUCACGCGGUUGCAGGAGGAGAAAGCGGCUCUCCAUAUGGAAGCUUUGCAGUACCUGAGGAUGAUGGAUGAGCAAGCGGAGCACGACGUUGAUGCACUUGAGAGAGCGAACGAUGUCUUGGCUGAUAGGGAAAAGGAGAUUCAAGAUCUUGAGAUGGAGUUGGAGUAUUAUAGAGUCAAGUAUCCAGAUGAGCCAAGAGAUGAAAUUCUUGCUAGCAUGGGGAUUCUCGGUGAUGUAGAGACGAGCGGCGUCCCAGCAACUGAUGAGACCGGCGAUAAAGCUCCAACAGACACCAAAGUUACUGAUUCUCCAUCGCCGGAAGUUUGA